AUGUUAUAUAAUAACGAAAAGUCGCCAAACGCGAAGUUUUCACAGUUAAUAACAUCAGUGGCGAAGUUGGCCCUUCGCCACACACCCUGGCCACAGGCUAAAGUUAAAAAGUUCGAUCAACUCUCGGUAAUUCGCUGGAUGGUUAUGAGCACUAUGACUAUGAACACGGGAAUAACCACAGGAGAUCUAGCCACCAUUUUCAAGGACCGUUCUCGGUAUGAGAACCCCGUUGGGGGGCAGUACCAGUGCUCGCAAACCAAAAAGGCGGAGCAAGUAGCGACAAGCAAGAAAAACCUGAUUCUCAUUAACGAUGGGGUCUAUCAUAUGAAGGCGCUGCUCCGCGGUGAUGCAUCGCAGAAGGCGCUCACCCACAACUUGAAGAGAGGAGACAUCUUCCGCGUGUUGACGGGUGAGCCUGCGGUUAUCAAGGAGAAGAAGAAAUUUGUUUUGAUCAUAGAUGACUUCGAAAUUACACAGCGGGAUGCUUCUGUGAAUCCGCACACUGAGUUUAUUGACGCAUAUUUUGCAGCACACGCCAACGAGGUGAUAAACUUCGAUGGCAUGGGUACUAUUGACAGAGACAUGUCGCCUUCUCCUGCCAUCGCCUCACGCACAACAUCAAUGCAGCAGCAGCAGCAGCAGCAGCAGCAACAACAACAACAACAACAACAGCAGCAGCAGCAGCAGCAGCAACAACAACAACAACAGCAACAGAUGCAUUCUGCGCAGGCUCAACAGCAGAGUAACCAGUUUAUGGGUAGCGGCUCUCAGAAAACAAAGCCAAUAUUUGCCAUUGAACAGCUCUCUCCUUACCAGAAUAUGUGGACGAUUAAGGCGCGGGUGUCCUUCAAAGGGGAUAUCAAAACCUGGCAUAACCAGAGGGGGGAGGGCAAGUUAUUUAACGUUAACUUCCUAGAUACGUCGGGUGAGAUAAGGGCGACAGCAUUUAAUGACAAUGCUCUAAAGUACUUUGAGAUAUUGCAGGAAGGAAAAGUAUACUAUGUGUCUAAAGCAAGGAUACAGCCAGCAAAGCCUCAAUUUUCCAAUUUGAAACAUCCGUAUGAACUGCAGCUGGACAGGGAUACUGUUGUUGAAGAGUGUUUUGAAGCCGCUGACGUGCCAAAGAUGAAUUUCAGUUUCAUCAAGCUAGACCAAAUAUCAAGUAUGGAGGCAAACUCUAAUGUGGAUAUUCUAGGUGUAAUCCAGACAGUGAACCCACCAUUCGAGAUGAUUGCAAAAUCUGGGAAAAAGUUCAACAGGAGGGAUAUUGUAAUUGUUGAUGAAACUGGGUAUUCUGUUAAUGUAGGUCUAUGGAAUGAGCAAGCAGUUGAUUUUAACUUGCCUGAAGGGUCUGUCAUCGCGGUCAAAAGUGUUCGUGUUACAGACUUUGGUGGAAAGUCGCUUUCGAUGGGCUUUUCCAGUACGCUUCAUCCAAAUCCUGACAUACCUGAGGCUUAUGCGAUAAAAGGAUGGUACAGCAGCAAGGGCACUAGUACAACAUUCCAUUCGCUAAAAAUGGAGGGUGGUGACCGGAAUAGUAUGCGGUAUGUAGCCGAUCGCAUAACUAUUGGGAAGGCAAAGGAUGAUAACCUAGGAAGAAGCGAUAAAGGUGACUACUUUAACGUAAGAGGUGCGGUCAACUUCUUGAAGGUUGACAAUUUUGCGUAUCCCGCUUGCUCUACUGAAGGCUGUCAAAAGAAAGUUAUAGAGCAAACGGAUGGUACCUGGAGAUGCGAAAAAUGUCAGGUGGAUCAUCCAGCUCCUAAGUGGCGGUAUAUGCUUACGGCUUCGAUUCUUGACGAGACCUCUCAAAUAUGGAUCACGCUUUUUAACGACCAGGCUGAAAAGCUGCUGAGCAUGGAUGCAAAUACAUUAACCGAGCUCAAGAACACUGAUCCAGAAAAGUUCCAGAAAGUAACCCAGAGCGUACAGAUGAACGAGUAUGAUUUCCGGGUCAGGGCUCGCGAAGAUACAUAUAAUGAAGAGACGAGAAUUAGGUACACAGUCACGAACUUAUAUCCUCUAAGGUGGAAGGUAGAAGCUGACUAUCUCGCAGGUGAACUGACAAAAGCUUUUCUAAGCUGA
Messenger RNA from Eremothecium gossypii ATCC 10895, 2085 nucleotides. RefSeq names its product replication factor A subunit protein RFA1 (gene RFA1). Gene Ontology annotation, molecular function: DNA binding. Gene Ontology annotation, biological process: DNA repair; DNA replication; DNA recombination. The record is from RefSeq and is marked provisional. Bases 1 to 2085 code for a protein of 694 amino acids. NCBI's taxonomy places the organism in Eukaryota, Fungi, Ascomycota, Saccharomycetes, Saccharomycetales, Saccharomycetaceae. The transcript has a single exon. Gene Ontology annotation, cellular component: nucleus.